AUGAGUUCACGUAAAUUAAGUGGAGCUCAACGAAGGAAACUUCUUAGGGAGGAGGAAGAGAAAUCUAAAGAAUUGUUGAAAAAAGUUCCAAAACUAGACAAUUAUUUUAAAAUUGCACCCAAAACUAGUGAGACGAAUGUAAUACAGCCACAUAUGGAAGAUGAAGAAUAUGACCAUAAUAAUGUAAUAACAUCUUCAUCUACAUCAGCAACAGGGACGUGGUCGGAAAAUUCAGAUAAAAAUGCGAUUGUCACUGCCAUAAACAAUGUUGUUACUGUUGGUGAAGAAUGUAUUCAAUUUAAAUACUUUCUAAAAGCUUUGAAGGAAGAAAACAAAGAAGAAAACUACAAUAUGGCUAAGAUACUACAAGUUCUGAGAAGACUUAAAAUAGCAAUAUAUUCAAUUAUCGACACUGCUUUAAAAAAUUUUUUGACAAUACCAACAACUAAUGUUACCAGAGAGAGGUCGUUUUCAACACUACGUAGAGUCAAGAACUAUUUGAGAAAUAGUUUAUCUGAUUCGAAGACCAGCAAUUUAGCUUUAUUGUGCAUUGAGAGUGAACUUGUCGACUCUCUAGAUGAAGACGAUAUUAUAUCGCUUUUUAUUUCAAGCAAAUUAAGAAAGACACUUUAA
Psylliodes chrysocephalus is the source of this 633-nucleotide messenger RNA. The record is from the annotation of a GenBank genome assembly. Lineage: Eukaryota; Metazoa; Arthropoda; Insecta; Coleoptera; Chrysomelidae.